This is a messenger RNA of Glycine soja, 1904 nucleotides long. RefSeq lists its product as uncharacterized. The transcript has 2 exons. Bases 178 to 1416 code for a protein of 412 amino acids. Lineage: Eukaryota; Viridiplantae; Streptophyta; Magnoliopsida; Fabales; Fabaceae. The record is from RefSeq and is a predicted model, not a curated record.
CGUACCAUAGGAUAUACAAACUAUACAGAGAUUGAUUUUAUUUUCAAUUGAUCUCUUAGCAAAACAAACAUUUGUCAAGUAUCAACUUUCACGCCUCUACGAUUUCAAGCUUGUUUGUUUUUGGGUAUGUAGUAAAUCUAGAAAAAUCUGCUUUUGUAAAGAAAAAAGGUACUAGAGAUGAGAGGUGCUAAUGGAGGCGCUGUGAACAACACUUUGGAGACUAUCAACGCUGCUGCAACUGUCAUCGCUUCCGUCGAGAAUCGCCUUGAUCAACCCCAUCCUCACGUCCAGAAGAAAAGCUGGGGAAACUGGUUAAGCAUAUAUUGGUGUUUUGGACAUCGCAAAAACCGACAGCGCAUUGGGCAUGCAGUCCUUGUUCCCGAAAGAAUACCUUCUGGCACAGAUAAUGCAACAGUAAAUUCAACACAAGCACCUAUUAUCCCAUUCCACUUCGUUGCACCUCCCUCAUCUCCUGCAUCUUUCCUUCACUCAGAACCUCCUUCAGUUGCACAAUCCCCAAGUGCUAUACUAUCUCUCACUCCCGGUGGUCCUUUCUCUAUCUUUGCCAUUGGACCUUAUGCCCACGAAACACAAUUAGUUUCACCACCUGUUUUCUCAACAUUCACCACAGAACCAUCAACCGCUCCUUUCACUCCCCCUCCUGAAUCUAACCACUUGACUACACCUUCUUCACCUGAAGUGCCAUUUGCUCAACUGCUUGACCCCAACAACAAAAAUAGUGAAACCUAUCAGAGGUUCCAAAUACCUCAGUAUGAUUUCCACUCUUAUCAGCUUCAUCCCGGAAGCCCGGUUGGUCAACUCAUUUCACCAAGAUCUGCUUUCUCAGCUUCUAGCACAUCAUCUCCUUUCCCUGACACUGACACUGAGUUUAAUUCUCGCGCCUCCCUCCUCCUUAACUUUCAAACAGAUGAUAAACUGUCUACUAAUGAAAACCAUAAGUCACAUCAAGGUUCUGGCUCUCUAACCCCAGAUUCUAUAAGAUCCACAACUCAAGCUAGUUUUCUUCCAAGUCACUGGGUCUCUAUUGAAGUGUCUGCCCAAGAAGUAUUCAAUUGUGUGGAAAACAAGGCAGUGGCAUGGACUAAACCACUUUCAAAACUCAAAACUGAUGCACCGGGAGAAGAUAAUUCAAGAGAAGUCCUUGUCAUCGAAACUCCCAGUGAUGCACCACAACAGACCGCUGACGAUGGAGAUGUGGAAAGAGUUCAUCAUAAGGAUGAAUGUAUAACAUUUUCUGCUGCUAAAGAAUUCAACUUUGAUAAUGCAGAAGGAGGGGAUUCUCCUACUCCUAAUUUAGUUGCUGACUGGUGGGCUAAGGAGAAAGUUGCAAGCAAGGAAGGAGGAUCCUCUAAUAAUUGGUCUUUCUUCCCAAUGAUUCGACCCGGUGUUGGUUAAUCGCCAAUAAGGACUCACUUAGUUUAGUGACUUUCACUUAACAUAGCCUUGCUGGAAUUUGACAUUUUUUUUUUUUUAUAAAAAAAAUUGUGCAAUUGUGUCACAGCAGCCAACACCAGUACACCACCCCUGCUAAAUUGAAUCAUAGGCAACUAAGAAUUUUACAUUGGUAGAUCUAACAAAUAGAAAGGUGGAGAUAAUUUUGCAGACUAGCUAUAAAUUUUGCAGGUAAACCUACUUUGGAUUAGGAAUGGCUUUACAUUUAUAACAUCUCCAUUCUCCACACCCGUUCUUUAUCCUUUUUGUUUGUAAGUGUAAUACAGUUGUCAUCAACACAUUGGUUACCAAUAACCAAUGAUGAUUUUGAUUUUUGACUAUGAUGUGUUUUUUUAUUGCCCCUUGCCUUGACUGUAAUUGUAGGAAUGCAAUUGCAGAACUUGGAGAAGGGGAGGAAACCUUGUGUGAAACAUUUUAGCAAUGUUCUUAAA